AAUUUAUCAGUCCUACAGUAUUACUAGACCGGCGCGCGCGCAUCCUUGCGCAAACGCACGCGAACGUGCGGAAAAACUGGUCGUUAAAAUAAAAAAAGUGUUUUGAAAAAAGGUUGAUCCUUAAAAAGUAUUUAUUUACGAAAUUAAUGUAGUGGAGUUUUAAAUAGUUUUUAAAAAUGUGCAGUGCGAAGACAUUGUUAUAUUUGACGCCUCUUUUUUUAAUCGGUUCGCUAGAGUUAACACAAGCGGCCAGUAUUAUAUGUUACAAUGGGUCCCUAACAAAUUACAAAGAAACGCCAUUGGAAGAGCCUCUCGCCAUCCUCCCAGGCCUGGCAAAAGACCUUAAGACCGUGUUCUAUACCUUUGGUUAUCGAGGCAAGGUUAAAGGACCGGCGACAACUGCCAUGAUACAGGCCUAUGUAGCUAAGAACAAGUCUAAUAUAUGCCUCCUGAACUGGGAAGGUGAAGCGGAGAGCACGCUACUUGGUACCAGGAUUGGAUAUCUGUAUGCUGUUAAUAAUGCUGUUAAGAUUGGCAAUCAACUGGGAGACGCGCUGGUGACGUUGAUCAAAGCUGGUUUGAACGUGGUAGACUUGCAAUUGAUAGCACAUUCUCUUGGAGCCCACCUUAUGGGGUAUGCUGGAAGACGGGCCAGGAAACUUGGCUAUAUUAUACCAAGAGUCACCGGUUUAGACCCUGCUGGCGUGUUCUUCGAAGGGUUCACAAUCUACCAAGCCCUGGACCGCAGGAGUGGGUUGUUCGUAGACGUUAUACAUACAGACGCAGGAGGCUAUGGUAUGCGCAAAUCUGACGUCACGGUGGAAUUCUGGCCGAAUACAGAUGAAAAGGAAUCCCAGCCCGGUUGCCCUGUGGGAGACUUCGAAAUGUUCACUAAAGAAUCUUUGUGUAGCCACGACCGAGCUUGGCAAUACUAUUCGGAGUCACUCGCGUACCCUACGGCUCUGCAAGCAGUUUACGCGAAUAGCUUCGAAGAAUGGAACACUAAUGGAGGCAACACCAACCAGACUAUUUAUAUGGGGGAUCUUACCAAUACACAAGCCAAAGGCAGCUACUACUUAAGAACAAGCAACUCAUCACGGUUUGGUUUAUAUGAAGCAGGUAUCAAAUCUUCCUGAAACACGACUCUACCAGUAUAUAGUAUACAGUAACGUAGCUA
This is a messenger RNA of Helicoverpa zea (corn earworm), 1177 nucleotides long. Its product is annotated as pancreatic triacylglycerol lipase-like. The record is from RefSeq and is a predicted model, not a curated record. NCBI's taxonomy places the organism in Eukaryota, Metazoa, Arthropoda, Insecta, Lepidoptera, Noctuidae. Gene Ontology annotation, molecular function: lipase activity. Bases 177 to 1136 code for a protein of 319 amino acids. The transcript is spliced from 7 exons.